AUGGCCACCAACACAGGUCUGUGUUCUAAGCCUGAGGUAUUGUAUUUGAUGUAUGACAGUCUAUUACUAUUACUACUACUGUCUUAGGCACUGGUUCUAUUACCAUUCUCCCUCAUGUAGCCUGUGGCUGUGCUGUUGAACCACUCCGGCAUUAACCUUUCCUGGAGGCACAGGGAAGCCCAGGCAUGGAGCGCUCUUUAGCAUAAUGAGUGUGUUCAUCAAAGCCUGCCGUGCGUACAGGGCCCACUAGAUCCACUCACACACUGCCACACACACUCCCAAACCGCUUCCCCGCUGGGCCCCUGUGGACCUGGGCAGGGGCCGCCCUCGGACCUCAUUUGAGGAUGAAAUCGUUUGUCUGACCAGGAUGUCAUCUAUAAUUAAUGGCCACUUGUGAGUGUAAUUUAGAGAGAUCUCACCUGUGGCCCUGUCCCCAGCCCAGCGUGAGUAUACACACAGUCACACACGUGCAUACGCAGUGAGCGCAUACAUAUACUGUACACACAAAAAUGAACAAACGCACACACUCACUAAUGCAUGGACACACACACACACACACACACACACAGCCGUAUAUCCUAUAUAAACAUAGUUUCACACUUGUCUGGACCUCAGAAGUGAGCCACCAGUCUUCAGUAAAUCCCAUAAACUCUAAUUAAAAAUGGUGUAGAACCCUUUUGGGUUCCAGGUAGAACCCUUUGGGGUUCCAUGCAGAACCGUUUCCACAGAGGGUGAUACAUGGAACCAAAAAGGGUUCUACCUAGAACCAAAAAGGGUUCUCCUAUGGGGACAGCCGAAGAACCCUUUUGGAACCCUUUUUUUCUAAGAUGAAACCCCUAUAGUAGUCUCAAUGCCCUCUGAUUUCUCACAUUGUAGCAGCAGCUCUUACUGUCCAAGACCCCAACCACAUAUUGACUCCCCAUCACUCCUCCGAUAGUCUCCUAGUCCCUGUUGUGUCCCCCAGCCUCUGUCGAGCCCCCAUGGCCCCUGCAGAGCCACCAGCUGGCUACACGGUUCCCUUCUCACACCUUCCCACCAGCAGUAUGUUCACGUCUAGGGUGAGAGAUAACAGACUGCAAAUAAUGUACAUUAGAUAGAUUUUUAGUUUUUAGAUUUUAUGUGUCUGAUUAUUGUAGUCCCUAUAUUAUAACAAUUGAUAGGACCAUAUCCCUUCCAAACCAUUCUGUUACUUCAGUAUAUGUAUUGUGAUGAAUCUAGGAUUAUUUGUAUUUCAAUAUUGGACAAGAAAAAAUUACAUUAAAUGGAUUAAAUGAAAUGCUGUGUGUCUAUAUCACCUUGUAGUGGGCCUACAAUACAAUCCUCAAAUGCAAAUUGCCAUUAGUAUGCUUCAAGGAACUAGAAAUGUGCAUGCUGAGAAUGUUGUGGUAAUAUUAGGUAAAACUUAAAUAGAACAUUUUCUAAACUUUCUUGAAAUGUUCUGAGGGCCUCCAAGACAAGGUUAAUCUGAAGGUGAAAGAAAGGCACACCUGUUUAGGCGAGGUGCUGGCUAGCGGAGUAGAACACUUGAAAAAGAAAAGGAGAGCCGCAAACUCUAGGAGCUCAGAUGCAAUCAUUUAAUAACCAACCUUUCGACAGACAAGCUGUCCUCAUCAGGCUACCUCCAAGACAAGGUAAAAUAUAUAUUGUGUGAACAUCAAUGGAAUAGUAUUCUAAACAUAAAACAAAUAAAAGUAAUAAAAACAGACUUACUUGGAAAUUGUGGAACAUCGUGCAAUAUUGUGGGUAUGUUCUGUGCAAUCUCUAAAGUACAAUAUGUGAGUAUCACAAGAAUAUUCUUGCAACAUCCCAGACAACUCCCAUAACUUCAUUAAAUGUUCUGGGAAUUUUUAGCAGGUUUUCUGUCAACAUUCUUACAACAUUAAGGGAAUGUCCUGUGCACCCUAACUUAAACAUUGUAUGAAUGUCAUCACAACUGAGCAUAUCUUGUACCCACACUGUUCCCACAACCUAAUUAAAUGUUCUGGGAACCUUUAAAGUACUCAGAAACGCUGAUCUGUCAAUAUUCUUGCAACAUCAAAGGAAUGUUUUGUGCACCCUGAUACAAACAUUAUCUGAAUAUCAGCACAACUGGACAGUUUUAGUGUUUUGGGAACCUUGUCGUAUCCCCACAAUGUUCCCACAAUCUAAUGAAACAUUCUGGGAACCUUUAAAGAACAGACUAAAUGUGCUCUGGGAACGAUCUCGCAACAUCAGGCGAAUGUUUUAUACAAACAUUGUAUAAUCAUCAGCAAGACUGGACAGUUUUUGUGUUAUGAGAACAUUUGCUGCAACUUAACAAAUGUUCUGGGAACUUUCACAGAACCAAUUUUGUUUUGCUGGGAUGAUACUGAUAUUAUAAAUACACCCAGGGAUCAUUUGCUUGUAGUUCAAACAAACCCAUUCAUUGUACUGUUUUAUUUGGCGUUAUCUCUUUAAGAAAGGGGAGACAACACAACACAGGCCAUUUUUCAAGCUCCAGUCAGUGUUGUAGCACUCGGGGCGGUGUCAUGUUUAACAAAACAGUGCAUUGAUGCAAUGCACAAAGAGUUGGUUAUGUCAAUGUGAUAUUUAUCACCUCUGAUAAAAAAUUAAUUAGUGUGAAAAUAAGGUCAUAGAUCAUGGGGGCUUAGAUUAAGUGUCAGAGGGAAAAAUCAAUGGUUCUGUGCCUCAUGCUAACAGUGGACAGUAGAAAGAGCAUUAAAGAGCAUUACAAGGUGCUGUGGCCUGGGGAUAGCCUAGCCAUGCUACACUGAAGCCUGUUUGCCUUUGACACUUUUUAAUACAGUGACGAGACAGGGGUUUAUAAAGUAGAUGAGUUGACUAAUGAGGAGAGAACAGGGGCAUAAUACUGUGUUAAGUCUGCUCAGGGAGCUGCUUGCUUCAGUGGUUGGUGAAACCUGAGAGUGUUGUCUUUGAAGUUGUAGCUACAACAUUUACAUUUCAGUCAUUUAGCAGACACUCUUUUCCAGAGCGACUUACAGGAGCAAUUAGGGUUAAGUGCCUUGCUUAAGGGCACAUCGACAGAUUUUUCACCUAGUCGGCUCGGGGAUUAGAACCAGCGACCUUUCAGGUACUGGCACAACGCUCUUACCCACUAAGCUACCUGCCGCCCAUACAAAUUGUCUGUAAUGCACUCAAUGGUGGAAAAAGUACCUUUCUUUGUGUAUCUGAUCUUCAAAAUUAACUUACAUUUGCGAUAUAUUAUAUGUUAUGAUAUUAUGGACACACUCUGGUUAAUGAAACCCCUUUAUAUUCAAAUCUCUUGACCCACAUUAAAAGUAUCAACCUGUUCAGACCAUCAUUUUCAGUUGAUUCUCCAUUGAUCCUCAAUGGCCAUCUCAUUGGAGCUUCUCCCUGUUCCAGCUGUGUGUCAGAUCAUGGUGCUGAGCGCCAGUCUAUCAGCACAAAAAGGAUGGGAAUCCGAUGGGGCCAAUGGGAUGCUCCUAAUUACUUAAUGAACAGGGAGAUAAGGCCGUGAUUUGUUGCCAUGGCUCUCUUGUUAGGUUAAGUGGAGGGAAUCGACAGGACUGUCAGAUGACUCUAUUUAUUCCCAUGUUUAACUACUACACAAAGUUGUAGACUUGAAGAAGGCAAAGUGCUGCGUUUUGGUUUUGGUUAUAUUGUACUGUAAAAAAGUCAAUGUUCUAGUAGUAUAUGUUGAUUUUGACUUUAUCUAUUCCCUUGUAUAACUACAUUAAGUAGACUUGAGGACGACAAAGUGCUGUGUUUUGGUUCUGUUUAUAGUACAAUAUAAACUUGAUAUUGUACUGUAAAAGAGUGAAUUUGCUGUAUAAACUACUGUAUGUUUUACACGUGUUUUAGACAUCCUACAUUAAGUGGAGGGAACAAACAGGACAUUUAGAUUUCGACUAUCUGUUCCCAUUCGACUUGAGACUGUCUACAAAGUGCUGUGUUUGGUUUUGGUUAUAUUGUACUGUGUGUGCUGUGUGUACUGUAUGUUAUGUGUUUUAGACAUGCUGUAUUAAGCCUAUUACUGUGGUGAUAAGUGGUGCGCUGUACAAAAGGUACUGUACAUCGGAGGAGAAUAAUAGCCUCCUGUUGAGUUUGCCUCUCAUGUAAACAGAGAGAAACUUUCCGCCUGGCAACCAAGUAAUACAGCUGCUUGGAGACCUGGGUAGUUCCCCUGUGUCUUAAAGGUCGCAGGGCUUCAGAUGUGCGAGAGCCUCUUGAAAAUAACAAAAACAAACCAAAAUAAUUUCACCUCAGCUAGCGCUGGAAAUUAUUCGUCCAACAGCUCACUGCAGGUGUAAAGACUGCACAUCAUUUAGUUUCAGUCACACCACUAGUUGCUUUGUUUUUGAAUAGACUGGUGAAUAGGCCACCGCAUUUUUUUGUUUGCAAAUUAUGCUCACGUCUGUAUUUGUGUUUUGUCUGCAACAGGAGUGCUUGUGUGUUUUCGUUCUCGGCUGCCAUAGGCAAGUUUCUUGUGAGUAGGAACCAGACCUGGGUUCAAAUAGUAUUUGAAAUAUUUGAAAUAGCCUACAUUGAGCAUUUGCUUUAGCCUGCCUUAAGUGUAAGGUCAGGGGAAUUGCAUGUUGGGGACUUUUCUAUUGGUACAUUGCAACAGGCAAGUUCAAUCAAGCACAAUGGAAGUAUUUUACAUUAUUUCAAAUAAUAUUUGAACCCAAGUCUGCUAAGCGCACAGAUUUAUGGUGAGGUUUGCACAUGGAGCCCAGGGCAGCUGUUGGAAGUCAUGUUUGAGAGAUGGUAGAUGUGUUAUUGUGUAGUAGGCCCUCUCAGCAUGCCCCAUGUCUCCCCCCACUGUCUCUCUCUCUCUUUCACUCUUUCUUUCGCUCUCUUUUGCUCUCUCUCUCUCUCUCUCUCUCUCUCUCUCUCUCUCUCUCUCUCUCUCUCUCUCUCUCUCUCUCUCUCUCUCUCUCUCUCUCUCUCUCUCUCUCCUUACUCCUCUCUUUCCGCACCUAUUGACCAUGUUGCACAUUAUAAAUCAACAUCGGGCCGGGCUAUCCUGCAAGUGGCUAAUGAAAGCUCAUUUACAAAGCGGCUAAAUGGUCCUGACAAAAUUCCUAAUGAGGAAAUCAAUCAUUUAGUGAUUGUUACUCUGCUUACACUAAUACAUCCCGCUUGUAAGGCUUUGAUUCCAGCAAAAAGAAGGACAUUUUUUAUUGUAUUCAGUUCUGCAUGUCAGCACUGUUGUAAGGUUGUUUUUUUCUCUCUGUCGAAAGCCCCAUGAUGAUAAAUCUUCUGUUGGGGUUUCUGGCUAAAUUAACCAAUGGCUGUGAGGUGUGCAUUCAAAGAAAUCUCGCAAUCAGUCCACCAUCGUUGUUUUAUGCCUCAUUAAAUUAACUUAUUAAACUUCACUUCAAUGUGUACUACAUGUACAGUACAGGGUCUACAAAGAGUAGCUAAUAUUCCUCCUUCAAAGAUUGCUCCAUCUGUUUUUGCCAGGCGAAAGAAGUUUGAACAUCUUUCUUAACACAUGUUGAUAGAUAUUUUCUUUCCCCACUUAAUUCAUACUCACAGGGGGAGCUGCGAGUUAUUAUGAAUCUUUCAAAGCUCACUAACUCUAUGGGCAGAGUGCAAUAAGUUGAGACAACUCAUCUUUGCUGGCCAAACUGUGGCUACCAGAGCGUUUAGCAAUAUUGAUUCACCUUGUAGGCCUUUUAAACCUUGGAGUGUCUAUAAGAAAUCCUGUCUUCAUAGAGAUUUUUGUUCUAUGUUCUGUAUGAACAUUUCCCUUUGGGUAUUACGCCUACAGUUAUCCAUUCUCACUCAACAGUCCAUGUGGAUUAUUUCUGAAUUUCUAUUUGCUUUGUUUUACAGCUUGCUCUGUCUUAAUGUGUAGCCUACAUUCUGCAUCAAUCCUCAGAUUAACGUCAGGGACAGUAUUCAUAAAGCAUCGCAGAGUAGGAGUGUUGGUCUAGGAUCAGUUUUGCCUUUUAGAUUGUAAUAAAUGGACAGUUGGAACCUGAUCCUAGUCCCGGACUCCUAUUCUGAGACGCUUAAUAAAUACAACACGGCUCAGUAAAGUAAAAGCAUAUAGUCUCUAUACAGAGUAUCACAUUGUUAUAAAGACAGAUGGUGACUCUAACUAGCAGGGUCAUUGAUCAUCAGGCUUAGCUCUGGGAGAGUGUGCCCCUAGGAAAACAGGGGAGCAGCACCUCAGUCCUCAGUUAAUUGAAGGGCCAGUUAGAUUACCCUCUCUCACCCCUUGCUGUGUUUUAAUGCUAGGUACCCACCCCACAUACUCUGGUGGUUAAUCGGCUUUACGUUAGCCUUUGGGCUUCUACGUGUGUGAGACAUUAUGGUUAAUGAAUGACGUAUGUUUUUGGAGAUGUUGUGAAUAUGUUUUAAAUCCAAUAUCAAAUGUAUUUUAAAUUCUCAAACAAUAGUGGAUGGUAUUUACAGUAGUGGGUUGUAGGGCAGCAGGUAGCCUAGCGGUUAGAGUGUUGGGUCAGUAACCGAAAGGCUGCUGAUUUGAAUACCCUAGCUGACAAGGUGAAAAAUCUGUCAAUGUGCCCUUGAGCAAGGCACUUAACCCUAAUUUGCUCCAUGGGCGCCGCACUACUAUGGCUGACCCUGUAAAACAACACAUUUCACUGCACCUAUCUGGUGUAUGUGACAAUAAAACUUUUUUUAUUGUAAUAUAUAUUUUUGUUGAUAAAAAAUGGUGGAGAAUACUUCCAAAUCAAUUCUGAAAAGUCUGAAAUAAAUACAUUUCUGACAAACUGUACAUGAAUCAAAGCUAUUAUAGACAGAGAGCUAUUCCAUAAAACCCAGACUGACUAAAAGAGAAAUUGCGAGGAGAGAGAGGGAAAUCACUUUUUAUCCACUUUUUGUCCACUUUUUGUAUUGCUCACUGUAUGGCAGUAGAUUUUGAUGUGGGGAGAGAUAGAUUUUUGUUUCCUCCUAGUCCCCUUACACUUCUUGUUGUUUUGUUUUUCAGAACAAAGAAUAAGCUGUGGUACUUUGAGUUUGGCACUUCUGAGACCUUCUCGGCCACAUGCAAGAAGCUCCACGACUUUCUGGAGGUUGAGGUAAAUACAACUGCCUGCUUUCAAUUUUGGGAGAUUGGGACUAAGUAUUUGUAUGCUAUUUAAUGCUAUGACUUGUCACCAUUUAAUUGCACUACUGUGUAAUAAAUAAGUAAUAAUAUAACAAACUAUUCUCACUUGUACUGUUCUCUGCAACAAUAACACCUACUGUUAACAUGAAAAAUGAAGUCUUUGAAAGCAGACACAAUCAUCACAUCAGUGCAGUGAGAACAAAAAGCAAAAAGUAAAACACCUAUGUACAAUCUCCCUGGGAGAGAGAAUAAUGCCUCUAAUUUAGUGCACACCAUUUUAAGACACUGAGCACCAGCCACCUCCUGAUCCACAAAUAGCCUUCCAUUUGUACCAAUUUCACUCUGGAAGUGUUGAGGAGGGAGGGAGGCCUCCCCUCUCCCCCUCCCACUCCCCUAACUGAUCCUCAGCCCAACACACAGGUAAUUAUCCCGGCACGACCCUGCUGUGUGUGAUAUUGAGGGAUAAUGAAGGUGGUGUCUAUCCGAUCCAUCUCCCCCUCCUCAGAGCCAUCAGCGGUGGCAGAGGUCUUCAUUAAUUAGCUGUGGACAGUACGGUACUGAAGGGGAGCAUGUAUAGUGUGGAAUACAGGCUCUGUAUUAAAAUACACUGAGAGAGGACAGAGAAGUGGCCUGUUAUUAUACAGCUGGCAACUGAGGGAAUUCCUAAUAUGGAUGCCGUACUAGUAUAAGGUUGUUAGAAGUCAUGGCUGGUGGCAGGGCCCCUUCUGGUGGACAUUUCCAGCUUGCCAAAGAUCAAAUGGCUUCGACAUAGAUGGUAAAUCAUCACUCAGCAGUGAACGCUGUCAGAUGAGCAUGUAAAGUUUUGAAAACACCUAACUGAGAUGCUUUGGCUCAAGUGUAACCGGUGUGAAAUGGCUAGCUAGUUAGCGGUACGCGCUAGUAGCAUUUCAAUCGGCGACGUCACUCGCUCUGAGACCUUGAAGUACUAAAGAAAUGUUUCAAGAGAGACACUUUGAUUAUUGAUUUGAUGUCUGGCAGACAUAUCAAUGUGGAUGUCGGAUCACCACCUCAAGCUGAACCUCGGCAAGACGGAGCUGUUCUUCCUCCCGGGGAAGGACUGCCCGCUCCAUGAUCUCGCCAUCACAGUUGACAACUCCAUUGUGUCCUCCUCCCAGAGUGCAAAGAACCUUGGCGUGACCCUGGACAACACCCUGUCGUUCUCCGCUAACAUGAAAGCGGUGACCCGAUCCUGCAGGUUCAUGCUCUACAACAUUUGCAGAGUACGACCCUACCUUACACAGAAAGCGGCACAGGUCCUAAUCCAGGCACUUGUCAUCUCCCGUCUGGAUUACUGCAACUUGCUGUUGGCUGGGCUCCCUGCCUGUGCCAUUAAACCCCUACAAUUUAUCCAGAACGCUGCAGCCCGUCUGGUGUUCAACCUUCCCAAGUUCUCUCAUGUCACCCCGCUCCUCCGCACACUCCACUGGCUUCCAGUUGAGGCUUGCAUCUACUACAAGACCAUGGUGCUUGCCUACGGAGCUGUGAGUGGAACGGCACCUCCUUACCUUCAGGCUCUGAUCAGACCUUACACCCAAACGAGGGCACUACGUUCAUCCACCUCUGGCCUGCUAGCCCCCCUACCUCUGCGGAAGCACAGUUCCCGCUCAGCCCAGUCAAAGCUAUUCGCUGCUCUGGCACCCCAAUGGUGGAACAAGCUCCCCCACGACGCCAGGACAGCGGAGUCACUGACCACCUUCCGGAGACACUUGAAACCCUACCUCUUUAAGGAAUACCUGGAAUAGUAUAAAAUUAAUCCUUCUACCCCCCCCCCCCCCCCCCCCCAUAUAUAUAUAAUAAAAUAUAAUAAAAUAAAAAGUGGUUGUCCCACUGGCUAUCAUAAAUUGAAUGCACCAAUUUGUAAGUCGCUCUGGAUAAGAGCGUCUGCUAAAUGACGUAAAUGUAAUCACUCUCUCUCUUGCUCCCUCCCUCUUCCCUCUCUCUUGCUUUCUUUCCUGACCCUUGUCCUUUGUAAAGUGCGAUGGCAUCACUCUGGACCUAGACAGCAUCUCUUUGGAAGGUAUCGCAAUUUUAAACAUUCCCAGCAUGCAUGGCGGCUCCAACCUGUGGGGUGAGAGCAGGAAAAGGCGGAGCAACCGCCGGGGAGGGAAGAAGACCCAGGAUAAGAGGACAACAGUGCUGGACCCCAAAGAGCUUCAAUUUGCUGUCCAAGGUAGCUAUUGUAAUGAUGGAUACUGGUGAAAUUAAAAUGUAUUUAUUGCAAUUCCAACUUUGAGGAAACAUUGUUCACAUUGUCAAUUUCUUUUACAUGGAGUAUUUUACAUAGGUCCUUUAAGGUCUUUUAAAAUGUCAAAGGCUUGGUCAUAUUCAGGUAUGCCUCUUACAGAUCAGUACUACAACCAAGCAUACACAGGGUAACACCAGGCUUGAAAUGCUACAACUCCAUGGCUGAUCGGCUGCCAUUUUGUGUAUAGAUUUUUGAGCAUAGAAGACCCUUUCUCCUAAUAAUCUGUGACACUAAGAGGCAAGACCUUGUCCAAGCUCACAUUAGACAGAUCAGAGACAAACUUUGGGACAAGUUUUCCAUGGCACUGGUAUGAAUAUUUCACCAAUGACAAGUUAAAUCACAGUGCUUAGAUUUGGUUUGGGAUGAAGGGGUACGGUUUAAUGUCACUGAUUCGCACUGUCACUAGACUGGUAAUGGCUUGUGUAGGCGGCAGUGGACAACCUAGCCUAAUAGGAGCAGACUGUGGGAGCUCAGUGUGAAUUCUGCUGCCGUUGUGGGCACUGAAUACAUAAAUAUGUCAGAAGGGAGCCCAUCAAUGAGAAUCUAUGAAUUAACACAGAUGAUUGUUUAGGAGGAGUUAACGUCAGACGGUAAACUGGUAAACUGUCUACUCAUGUCUAGUUUGUGGAUGAUCACCUUAGUCACUAGUUAAGUUACUGUAAACAAGCAUUUAUCAACUUCUUAUACAAUAUUAUGUAGAGGGUUGUCCUCACAUGGAGCAGCAUAAUGUAGGGGAGUGUAAUUCACAGUGGACUAGGGUUACUCCUUGCGCCUCGAUCACACCGUCAUUGCGUCGCAGCAUUGCGUUGCAGAGGCAGUUGCAGUGCGUUCUGUGAGGUGCAUACGUUGGAUUAAUCAAACGUAUGCAUCAAACUGUAUGCGUAGACCGCUUGACAGAAAUGGUAGCAGAAGGUGAAUGUUAAACUUUUGUUGCACGCAUAUCCAGAUGAUGCUGCAUACCAUUUUGCGCAAUGACGCUGUAGGUGUGAGCAAGGUGUUAGGGGAGUAUUUGUAUUGAAAGGUGUACAGUAUUUUAUUACAAGGGCAUUGUACAGAUACAGGAUCUUAAUUUGACCAGUAUUGUUGUAGCGAAAUAAUAGCAACAGGAUUUGAACAUUUAGUCCAUAAUGUUGCUUGAUUGGUGUUUAGGCUGUUAGCUGGACAAAAGUAGGCCACAUGAAAAGUGCAAUAAUGUUAAUGUUUUCAGCGAAAGUAUGUACAUCACUAAGCUAAUCUGCAUUUCCUUCGCCACAGGAAGAUUCUCAGCAACAAAAGAGUGAUCAAAUUAAGAUUCUACAUCUGUAGUAUGUGGUAGUAUUUUGCUGGUGUGUUAUGUCCAGGCUUGAUUAGAUCAUAGAUCAACCAAAUCAGAUUCAUACAGUGUAUAGUUAAAGUCAAAUCACACAAGACUGGGCAUGUGACAAUUUUUUACAGUCAAAUGUAAAAUUAUACCAAGGAUGUUUUCAUGAAUUAGUACCACUGCGAUGUACACUGCACUUUAUAAUAGGCAACCCAUUGAUUAUAUAUAUAUAUCCUUCUCAGUUAAAAUCAAUGUACCAAAUCCAUUAUCUGCCUGUGUGCUUCGCCAACAGUGGAGUAUUGAAGAGAUUCCCCCUGCUCUUUAAUUUCAGUCAAUAUGAGUCAAGGACUGAUGAAUGCACCCAUUUGGAUCAUGCAUGUUCUUUCUAAUAUCCUAAGGCAUCAUCCAUUUCAUGGAGUUCUACUCUUAUAGGCUGGGAGAAAGGCAAUUGGCAGAGCCUUAUACAGUGAGGGAAAAAAGUAUUUGAUCCCCUGCUGAUUUUGUACGUUUGCCCACUGACAAAGAAAUGAUCAGUCUAUAAUUUUAAUGGUAGGUUUAUUUGAACAGUGAGAGACAGAAUAACAACAAAAAAAUCAAGAAAAUCGCAUGUCAAAAAUGUUAUAAAUUGAUUUGCAUUUUAAUGAGGGAAAUAAGUAUUUGACCCCCUCUCAAUCAGAAAGAUUUCUGGCUCCCAGGUGUCUUUUAUACAGGUAACGAGCUGAGAUUAGGAGUACACUCUUAAAGGGAGUGCUCCUAAUCUCAGCUUGUUACCUGUAUAAAAGACACCUGUCCACAGAAGCAAUCAAUCAAUCAGAUUCCAAACUCUCCACCAUGGCCAAGACCAAAGAGCUCUCCAAGGAUGUCAGGGACAAGAUUGUAGACCUACACAAGGCUGGAAUGGGCUACAAGACCAUCGCCAAGCAGCUUGGUGAGAAGGUGACAACAGUUGGUGUGAUUAUUCGCAAAUGGAAGAAACACAAAAGAACUGUCAAUCUCCCUCGGCCUGGGGCUCCAUGCAAGAUCUCACCUCGUGGAGUUGCAAUGAUCAUGAGAACGGUGAGGAAUCAGCCCAGAACUACACGGGAUGAUCUUGUCAAUGAUCUCAUGGCAGCUGGGACCAUAGUCACCAAGAAAACAAUUGGUAACACACUACGCCGUGAAGGACUGAAAUCCUGCAGUGCCCGCAAGGUCCCCCUGCUCAAGAAAGCACAUAUACAUGCCCGUCUGAAGUUUGCCAAUUAACAUCUGAAUGAUUCAGAGGAGAACUGGGUGAAAGUGUUGUGGUCAGAUGAGACCAAAAUGGAGCUCUUUGGCAUCAACUCAACUCGCCAUGUUUGGAGGAGGAGGAAUGCUGCCUAUGACCCCAAGAACACCAUCCCCACCGUCAAACAUGGAGGUGGAAACAUUAUGCUUUGGGGGUGUUUUUCUGCUAAGGGGACAGGACAACUUCACCGCAUCAAAGGGAUGAUGGACGGGGCCAUGUACCGUCAAAUCUUGGGUGAGAACCUCCUUCCCUCAGCCAGGGCAUUGAAAAUGGGUCGUGGAUGGGUAUUCCAGCAUGACAAUGACCCAAAACACACAGCCAAGGCAACAAAGGAGUGGCUCAAGAAGAAGCUCAUUAAGGUCCUGGAGUGGCCUAGCCAGUCUCCAGACCUUAAUCCCAUAGAAAAUCAGUGGAGGGAGCUGAAGGUUUGAGUUGCCAAACGUCAGCCUCGAAACCUUAAUGAAUUGGAGAAGAUCUGCAAAGAGGAGUGGGACAAAAUCCCUCCUGAGAUGUGUGCAAACCUGGUGGCCAACUACAAGAAACGUCUGACCUCUGUGAUUGCCAACAAGGGUUUUGCCACCAAGUACUAAGUCAUGUUUUGCAGAGGGGUCAAAUACUUAUUUCCCUCAUUAAAAUGCAAAUCAAUUUAUAACAUUUUUGACAUGUGUUUUUCUGGAUUUUUGUUGUUGUUAUUCUGUCUCUCACUGUUCAAAUAAACCUACCAUUAAUAUUAUAGACUGAUCAUUUUGUCAGUGGGAAAACGUACAAAAUCAGCAGGGGAUCAAACACUUUUGUCCCUCACUGUAAAUGACGGCUUUGGCAAGAGGGCUUAAGAUGGUAGUGGUGGUCGGAGAUGAUCAAUUCACACAGCAUCGAUACACUACAGUAGUCACUCCCUUCCAUUAAUUCACUCAAAAAUCAUUUGAUUUGGUGUAAAGGAUUUUUUUUUUAUCCUAACCCUCAGCCUGAACCUGAAAAGGCACUUAGUGGCCAGUGAGUGAGUGCUGGUUGCUGGUUGCCCUUGCUGAAGGUAUGUUCAAGGUGAGAGGCCCAACUUGUCAGAUCAGAGAAUGGCGUAUUAGAGGGGCCCAUAAACACAGAGUGCAUUAGCCUGGGGGGCCCUGGGGCUGGGGGCCGUGGGGGCUGGUGGCUGUACGCAUACCCAGAGCACGGAGCGCAAAGUGCGGAUCAAACUGGGAAAAAACGACUGACCUUUCUGGAGCUGUUAAGUCGUCCCGCUGUUGACGCCAGGAGACAAGCCCCUCAGGUGGAAGGGAAUGGCUAUGGGUGAAUUAUUUAGAACGGGGGCAGAAGGGAGAGGUAACAGGGGGAGGGUGAGGGGGCGUGGAGGGUGGGUGUGGGGGAUUGAUGCCCUGAGACAUGUACCACGGAGAUUCCAAAGGUGGUCUCAACGUUGUUCACCCACUCCCUCUCUGUCACUCUGCAUGUUGUCAGUGUUGUAGAGACUGCCCUGGACAGGUAUUUGACAAUGACAAGGAUGCUGGGACUAAUCUUGCACUGUGACAACUCGAUUAUGAGGCGUGGGCUGCUUAAUGCAGGACUUGGCUGUGUGCGUAAGCAACUGCAACAUCUCUGUGACUCGGUCUUGUCUUCUAUCUGAGAUAAGUGAUGUUGAUGUGUGAACAGGAAUGAUUUGGUCUUUAUUUGGUCCCCUCUUCUAAACAAAUUAUUUUGAAACCACUAUGAGUGUAAAACUAAAUUCCUAUUACUUGUAUGACUCUGUAUUUUCCAUUUAUCUAAGAUAAGUGGGGUUGAUGUAUGAAGAGGACAAGUUGUAGUGCUAAGCGAUCACAAUGCGCCAUUUUUCUAGAGCAAAAUCAAAUUAUUAAUGAGAGAAAUCAAGUCAAGAGCUAUGUGGGAUGCUGGGCUGAAGGGAGUUGUAGUUUUCAGUAAGCAAAUAUUCAACCUAGUUCAGAGCAGCAACGUGGUAAUUAACUAUAAUGACCAUAACCUAUUGCACCUGUUCUUUCCGGCUCAGACAGAGAUGGAUACACUUUUACGCCUGCUACAUUAGAUUAGAUACACAGAGACCGCAUAGACCACAUGAGAGAGGAAUGUACACAACACAACUACGAGUGAGAGAGAUAGAGACAGCUUGUGAAAGUAUGCCUUAUCUACUUUGAAGAACUAGUAAAAUGAUUUCGUCAGACAGCUCUGCAGGAUACUUAGGCAGGCUAGCCUAGAUAAAUAGGAUGACUACAGACAGUACAGUAUGGCUGCUACUGUCUAAGCAGAGAUGAGAUGAUGACUUUAAGGAAUGAAAAAUAAUAAAGCCAUCAAAUAAAAACUAAGUAAUAUACACAACUGAAAUAUUGUAUUAUUUCAUAGUAAUUUCCUAUGUUUCUGUUGAUGUCUACCCAGUGUGGACCUGACAGAGACAAUGGAAUAUUUUCAAUGUUUUGGCGAUUAAAUGAUCACUAUUUUUGGCUUUGCAAUUUCCAUUAAAAAGCUCUAAAAUCAUUUAAAUGUCAUUAUUUCAUAAUUAAUUUAAUGUAAAAAAUUAUUAUAAUAAUCGAAAUCCAUGAUUAUUUUGUAGUAAUCGAACCGAAACAGAACCGACCUCAAAAAGCACUAACAAGUUGUUAUUUUUGCUAGAUCUAUGUUUCCACUUCACCCUCCACCUUUUACCCAUUUAAACACUGCAUGAUGAGUGAAUGUGGGUCUUCUCUCAGAGUACAGCACUUGAUGAUAUGUUAGAAAACCUCUUCGCUAUCACCAACUCUCAACCAAUAACACUUGACCAGAAUGAUGUAGACAGAUUAGUGAGAGCAGACCCAUAUAUUUACAUGGCUCUGAGUUAGAGAAACCUGUCCGGAAGUGCUGGUGUCACUAGUGUUGACCUUUUCUUUUUUUUAUCACUUGAAAAUAAGAAAGAAAAUAUAUCUUUAAUCUCUCUCUCGUCUGACAUGUGCAACUAGUGCCUCUGAGCUCACAUGAUUUCCUUUUCAAAUCAAAUCAAAUCUGGGAAAACUGGAGUCUGUUCUUUCUUCCAUGACUAUAGACUACAAACCAGGCAUCCAUCACUAUUAUUAAACAGGCACUGCACUGGUUGUAACAGUCAGAUUGUAUUAUACACGCAUUCAUUAAUCCUUAAGAGUCUAUUGACGCACCUGUGCGUCAAUCUAAGUAACAUAGUAAAAAAAUCCCCAUCAAAAUCUGUCAGUUUAAGCUAGAGAUAUCUACGACCCACAAGUGUCACGGGGCUUGUCUGAAGGUAACCCAUACAAACGAAUGGAAGUAUGGAGGUAGUUUUGUGCCCCCAAAAAUACGGGGUUAAAUCUUUUUUACUGUGUAUUUUUCUAUUAAUGAAUGUGUUAUUCAAUGUGUUUCUAUGGGCAAUAGUAGUAAAGGCCAAAAAUAGUACACGUUUUAUUUUUGGGGGAUACCUAAAGGGGUCCUAAAAUUCAAAAUGAAAUAGCUAAAUGAUCCAUGGUAUGACCAUCUUAAAAUAAUUUCAUAUGUUAGCUUAGUCCCCCACCCCUCCCCCCAACGGCUUAUGCUUUUAGAGGUUAAACAACUGAAGUAGCCUCAUGAAAAUACUAAUACAACCACCACUGUUUAUGAUAAUCAUAUACCCAUCAUUUGUUAUUUUCAAACAUAGGCAAAUUCAUAAAUGUCCAUUGAUGAUCUCCCUGCCCUGACCUUGGUUGCUGAGAGCAGAUCACGCUCCUGGCCUUUCCCACAGUAAGCACUCUGGGGUAUACUAUAUGACCUGUGUGUAGCCCCGGGCAACCAGGAAUCUCCACACGUUUAUCCAUCGCCGUAGUGACGCUGUCCAUCAUACGUGUCAGCCAGGGGCUGCGUAAGCCAGCAGCGCUAACGUGAGAAGGCAUGCUGGGAGGGAGGGCCCAGUGUCAGGUGGUUAGCACACUGUGUACAUGCACAGGCACGGAGGCAUACACACACACUCACAGCCACGCACGUGCAAACACACAUGCAUACACACACACACACACACACACACACACACACACACACACACACACAGGCAUGCAGGCAUAAACACACACAUACACACACAGGUGUGAACACACAUGUAUUCACACACAAGCACGCAUGUGCGAACGCACACAAACUCUCUUUUUAGCUCUCAUGCCAGGGCAAGCUCUCCAUUCGCAAUUUAACACAGAGGGUGUGGACCCAGCCUGUUGCUAUAGUGACAGCUGGACACUACCCCUCAACAGAAACAUCCAUAGAAAUACAACUAUGGUUGAUUUAUAUACUGUAUCUACAGUGAGGGAAAAAGGUAUUUGAUCCCCUGCUGAUUUUGUACGUUUGCCCACUGACAAAGACAUGAUCAGUCUAUAAUUUUAAUGGUAGGUUUAUUUGAACAGUGAGAGACAGAAUAACAACAACAAAAAAACAGAAAAACGCAUGUCAAAAAUGUUAUAAAUUGAUUUGCAUUUUAAUGAGGGAAAUAAGUAUUUGACCCCUCUGCAAAACAUGACUUAGUACUUGGUGGCAAAACCCUUGUUGGCAAUCACAGAGGUCAGACGUUUCUUGUAGUUGGCCACCAGGUUUGCAAACAUCUCAGGAGGGAUUUUGUCCCCCUCCUCUUUGCAGAUCUUCUCCAAGUCAUUAAGGUUUCGAGGCUGACGUUUGGCAACUCGAACCUUCAGCUCCCUCCACAGAUGUUCUAUGGGAUUAAGGUCUGGAGACUGGCUAGGCCACUCCAGGACCUUAAUGUGCUUCUUCUUGAGCCACUCCUUUGUUGCCUUGGCUGUGUGUUUUGGGUCAUUGUCAUGCUGGAAUACCCAUCCACGACACAUUUUCAAUGCCCUGGCUGAGGGAAGGAGGUUCUCACCCAAGAUUUGACGGUACAUGGCCCCGUCCAUCGUCCCUUUGAUGCGGUGAAGUUGUCCUGUCCCCUUAGCAGAAAAACACCCCCAAAGCAUAAUGUUUCCACCUCCAUGUUUGACGGUGGGGAUGGUGUUCUUGGGGUCAUAGGCAGCAUUCCUCCUCCUCCAAACACGGCGAGUUGAGUUGAUGCCAAAGAGCUCGAUUUUGGUCUCAUCUGACCACAACACUUUCACCCAGUUCUCCUCUGAAUCAUUCAGAUGUUCAUUGGCAAACUUCAGACGGGCCUGUGUAUGUGCUUUCUUGAGCAGGGGGACCUUGCGGGCGCUGCAGGAUUUCAGUCCUUCACGGCGUAGUGUGUUACCAAUUGUUUUCUUGGUGACUAUGGUCCCAGCUGCCUUGAGAUCAUUGACAAGAUCCUCCCGUGUAGUUCUGGGCUGAUUCCUCACCGUUCUCAUGAUCAUUGCAACUCCACGAGGUGAGAUCUUGCAUGGAGCCCCAGGCCGAGGGAGAUUGACAGUUCUUUUGUGUUUCUUCCAUUUGGGAAUAAUCGCAUCAACUGUUGUCACCUUCUCACCAAGCUGCUUGGCGAUGGUCUUGUAGCCCAUUCCAGCCUUGUGUAGGUCUACAAUCUUGUCCCUGACAUCCUUGGAGAGCUCUUUGGUCUUGGCCAUGGUGGAGAGUUUGGAAUCUGAUUGAUUGAUUGCUUCUGUGGACAGGUGUCUUUUAUACAGGUAACAAACUGAGAUUAGGAGCACUCCCUUUAAGAGUGUGCUCCUAAUCUCAGCUCGUUACCUGUAUAAAAGACACCUGGGAGCCAGACAUCUUUCUGAUUGAGAGGGGGUCAAAUACUUAUUUCCCUCAUUAAAAUGCAAAUAAAUGUAUAACAUUUUUGACAUGUGUUUUUCUGGAUUUUGUUGUUGUUAUUCUGUCUCUCACUGUUCAAAUAAACCUAUCAUUAAAAUUAUAGACUGAUCAUUUCUUUGUCAUUGGGCAAACGUACAAAAUCAGCAGGGGAUCAAAUACUUUUUUCCCUCACUGUAUGGUAACUAUGGUAAUCUAAGGCAACACUCAAACAUCUUAGAAGUCCUUAACAUGAACCUGGCCCUAGCAGCAGCAACCUAGCAUUAGCAACUUAGCACGACAAUGACAGCAUGCUAGUUUGUUCUACCAUACCCACCAAGGCCCUAAAAUGGGUCUUAGUUUCAAUUAGUGUCUCUCUGCACUCCCAACAGGGCUUAAUUUGCGGAGGGGCGAGUAGUCUGAGAGUAGGAGGAAUAACAGGCCUGCUGAAACAGAUGGGCUCAGCGCGACACUGGGCUUCCAGCAGGGGCAAAAUCAAUGCUCAUAACUUCAAAACAGAAAAUAAAUUAAUAAUUAUAGGAAGACAAGAUUGCUUGCAUUGCCAGCGCAAUCUAAUUAAUAGGUGUUUUGUUUAUGGCUGCUGGUUGUUGUUCUUGUUGCUUCUUUUUUUCCUUUCAACAGUGAAUAUUCAGGCUUUGGAGAGCGGAAGGCAAACUGUGCACCUUGAAAAUGAGGCACACCUCCUUUUCGCCUCUUUUAUCCCUCCUGUUCUCAGCAUCUUUCUUCUUCUUCUUCUUCUUCUUCUUCUUCUUCUUCUUCUUCUUCUUCUUCUUCUUCUUCUUCUUCUUCUUCUUCUUCUUCUUCUUCUUCUUCUUCUUCUUCUUCUUCUUACUCAAGGUGAAUGGAUUCCAGAGUUAACCAAUGGCUUGAUUUAGGAUCGAUUCAAACUGUAAUGCUCAGUUCAGGUCCACAGGAUGUUCGAGAGAUGGUCUGAGUUCUAUGUGUAGGUGUGUUUAUGGCUCUGUGUCUGUAGACCCGUCAGACCAGCUGUUGGAGGUGGUGGGUCUGGAGGGAGCCAUGGAGAUGGGACAGAUCCAUAUCGGCCUGAGGAGUGCAGGAAGACGCCUGGCCCAGUGCUCCUCAGUCACCAUCAGGUCAGUACCCCUUGACCACAACCACUGAUCACUGUCUGAGGGGGCACCGGCUAGUUGAGGUAGUUGAAGUAAUAUGUACAUGUGGGUAGAGUUAAAGUGACUAUGCAUAAAUAAUUAACAGAGUAGCAGCAGCGUAAAAAGGAUGGGGUGGGGGGGCAGUGCAAAUAGUCCGGGUAGCCAUGAUUAGCUGUUCAGGAGUCUUAUGGCUUGGGGGUAGAAGCUGUUGAGAAGUAUUUUGGACCUAGACUUGCGGUAGCAGAGAGAACAGUCUAUGACUAGGGUGGCUGGAGUCUUUGACAAUUUUGAGGGCCUUCCUCUGACACCGCCUGGUAUAGAGGUCCUGGAUGGCAGGAAGCUUGGCCCCAGUGAUGUACUGGGCCGUACGCACUACCCUCUGUAGUGCCUUGCGGUCGGAGGCCAAGCAGUUGCCAUACCAGGCGGUGAUGCAACCAGUCAGGAUGCUCUCGAUGGUGCAGCUGUAUAAUUUUUUGAGGAUCUGAGGACCCAUGCCAAAUCUUUUCAGUCUCCUGAGGGGGAAUGUUUUAUCCCAUCCAUUCAACCUUCUGACUUUUUAACAACAUAGAAACAAUCUAGAUGGAAGACAUUACAGACGUCAAGAAUAAUGUUUCAAGAGGGAUUUUUGUUUGUCGUUGUCAGGACUACCAAAGCCCUCCCCAUGCAGAUUGAUGGAGAGCCCUGGAUGCAGACUCCCUGUACUGUAAGUCAUGUCAAUGUUCCAUUUAUUGUGGUAUUAAUUAAUGUACAAUGUGCUACACACAGGUGGUUCAUAUAGAAAGGUCAUCAUCUGCUGCACUCUAUGCUCCAACAGAUAUUAAUGCUUUAAAGUUCUUGAGAGUGAAGUUGCAUUGUUUUAUACAUAUUUGUAAUUUAUCAUAACUGAUAUGUAAUAAUACAAACCUUUUCUUUUAAUGUAUUCACCUGGUCCCUCAUACAACUCCCAUACACAAGUACAAGUGUUUAUUCUGUUUUAAAUUUGUGCUGAUUAAACCAGUGUUUGCUUUUAAUUACAUUGUGACUUCUCUGACAGCAUCACAGAUGAAGUGGAGACAGAAUUUACAUACAGAUCUUUCAGUCAAUGUAGGAGAAUCUAGUGCAUGACAAAACAAGUAGUUUAUAAGUGCACUUGUGUCUGUUGGCAAAACUCCACAAAUCAAAGUUAGGCUCUGACAAUACAUAAUUGUGUGUUGGGGGAUUUCCAUGGUGAGUUACAGUCAACCUGUUAAAUGUUCACAAAAACAGUACAAUUAAAAUGGGAUGUUAUCCAACUAAUUAUUAACAAGAACGGUUAUGCAAAUCAUGUUUUGCAUGCAUAAGAUAAUUAACCCCAUUAAUUUGCACUUAUAACAUGUAUUACUACAUCUCUAUUGUACACUGGCAUAACCAUUAAAGGGGCAUAUAUUUGUUUAAAUUAAUUAUAUAUAGUCAUUGAUUCUUGAAGGGUAUAACUUAUAAAUUCCUUAAUUAUCUUAGUUCAACCCCAAAUAUACAUUUGUUUUACUCCAUUGUUUGUAAACCAUGCAAUUGUAAACAAACACUGACUGUGUAGCUUUAAAACAUGGUUAAAAAUAUAUUUUGAUCUAAUGGAUGGUCAAACCCAGUUUUGAUGAAUUUCAGAGUGGUUACAUUCUCCAGCCCCAUCCCUCAGCUAUUUACCAAAACAGUGGCGGGGUAGCCGCUUUAUUGGGGUUUCAACUAAAUAUUUCCCCUUUACCAUAAAAUACAAACUAUUUUAGCCCUUUAAGCUUUCAAACAUGUUCAGCUUCUCUUUCAAGUCCUUCUUUUGUGCUGAACCUUUUUUUGACCUCAAUUCCCAUGGAAAGGUUAAUUUGUCAAUUAAGUGAUACUCCAGUAACAUUAAGUUCAAUCAUGUUGAAUAUAAUUUGGACAUCAAGCCCAUGCACAAUAACGUCCACUACAGUGUUAGAGUUCAGGAACGAUGAAUGGCAUGCUUCUCUUUGAAGUAAAAGGGUUUCUUUUAUGCUGAUGAUUCCAUUUACCUUGCUCAUUAUGCUUGUUUGUACAACGAGGGCUAUAGUAUAAUGAGCUACAUACAGGUCAGGGCAUACCUUGAUGGUUGAUCUGUGGUAGUUUCACUUUUUUUUUAUUCUGAAAUACUAAUAGCAUCUAAUACUCAUAGAAUUCAAGCAUCAAGCUUUUCUCUGUGGUCGCUUAUUGGAAUGGCAUGGUUACAUUAUUACACAUAGACCAUGACCUCCCUUGCUGUACAGUGUAUGUUCAGUGGGUCCAUAAAAAUGUGUGUGCUCCAUGUUUUGAAAGCAUUUAGCCAACCAUACCAUACCAUACCAUACCACCAUGUAACUCUAUCCUGUUUCCCUCACUCUCUGUCCACACCAGAUUGAAAUAGUGCAUAAGAACCAGGCCCCGAUGUUGAUGGGUCCCCCACAAGGCAACAGCUUCUUCUCCUCUGUGAUCCGACGAACAUGCAGCGAGAGCAAAGACUGA
Molecule: messenger RNA, 21135 nt
Organism: Coregonus sp. 'balchen'
Lineage: Eukaryota; Metazoa; Chordata; Actinopteri; Salmoniformes; Salmonidae
Source: the annotation of a GenBank genome assembly